Molecule: messenger RNA, 1640 nt
Organism: Rhopalosiphum maidis (corn leaf aphid)
Lineage: Eukaryota; Metazoa; Arthropoda; Insecta; Hemiptera; Aphididae
Product: la protein homolog
Exons: 2
Coding region: 377-1540 (387 amino acids)
Biological process (GO): RNA processing; positive regulation of translation
Cellular component (GO): cytoplasmic stress granule; cytosol; nucleus
Molecular function (GO): RNA binding
Source: RefSeq, a predicted model, not a curated record
UUAAGUAUUUAACCUCGUGUUCUGACUAUCUGACUACAACAAGUAUAACACUACAACUACGUCUACUCAGUAUUUAUAUUUUAUACAGUACGAGCGAGUUCGGCACUGUGAACAACGGUUGUAUUUUAAAUAGGCAUAUAUAAAAAAUAAGCAUUUAACGCGUUCGACAACUAAAUAUAUUGACAAUUUUUGACUAGCAUUUAUACAUUUUUUUAUUAACUACAUCUUUGUGAAUCUAAUCCCUCGAUCAAAAAUUUGGGCCCUCUUCCAACGUGGAAAUUCGUUAUUACGUAAAGUGACAGUCGUUUUCGUCGAGAUUAUCGUGUAUUAGUGUUGGGAUCUUUGUUCAUCGUUUUUACAGUCAUCCACAACAGCGAUGAGUACCACCAACGUUAAAGUAGAAUUCCCGUGUGAUUCAAAAACCAUCAAAACUGAAAAGGAUACCGUGGUUCCUCCAAUAGUCGACGUAAAAGUAGAGUUGCCAGCUGAAAACGAGACCUUGGUUGCCAACAUAUCUGCAAACCUUGAGAAGAACAUUGUUAAGCAGCUUGGGUUUUACUUCAGUGACACUAAUCUACCUUAUGACAAGUUCCUACAAAAUGAGAUUAAAAACGAUGAUGGUUGGGUGAAAAUUGAUGUGCUGUUGACAUUCAAAAGAUUGGCAUCUCUAUCCAAAGACCCAGCAGUAAUUGCACAGGCCGUUAAAAAUGCCACUGAUAGCAUCUUGGAAGUCUCAGAGUCUGGCGAUAAGAUCAGGCGUAAGGCAGACAGUGCUGUGCCAGUGGCUGAUCAAGAGUUCUUAAACGAGAUGAUUGCGCGUUCAAUUUACUGCAAAGGCUUCCCAAAAACAGCUACUAUGGAUGAACUGUUGGAAUUUGCUUCAACCUUUGGUGAUAAGAUAAUUACAAAAGUCACACCUCGAAGACUCAAAACUAAAGAGUUCAAAGGUACCCUUUACUUUACAUUCAGUACCAAAGAAGAAGCUGAAAAGUUUUUGAAACUAGAAUCUGUUAAAUACAAAGACGUUGAACUGGAACGCAAGUGGGAAAAAGAUUUCCUUGAAGAGAAGAAAAAAGAAUAUGAAGAUAAACUUGCUAAGAAAGAUCAGAAAAUAAAAGCAGAGACUGAGAAAUAUUUUAAAAAAGGAUUUUUACUUAAAGUUGAUAAUGUGGAUGAAUCUGUUACAGUUGAAAGUAUCAAAACUAUUUGCUCAGGAUUUGAAUGGCAAGUAGCCUUUGUGAAAAUAGUUGAAAACGAAAAAUUAGCUUGGAUUCGAUUGAAGCCUGUGAAAGCUGCUAAAGACCUGUUAGAAGAGGUCGCUGAAAAAGUGAAUGAUCUGAAGAUAAAGUUUUCAUUACCAAACGAGGAGGUUGAACAAACUGUGUUAAACGAAAUGACCAAGGAAAUGAAAGGUGUUCUCAACAUGAAAGACAAAAUGAAAAGGGAAAAGAACAGGAAUAAGGGAGGGAAAAGGUAUAACAAGCGGAAAAACGACGAUGGCAAUUCUAAUAAUAAACGAUUUAAAGCAAACGGAAAUUAAUUUAGUUAUUUAUUAUAUAUUUUUUUUUUAUACAAUAAGGACCUAAACAUGUUUAUCUUUACAAGCUAAGAUUAAAGAUAACCUAUUAUAAUUAUUAAAA